CUUUACUAUUUUUUCAGUUUCAGUGUUUAAAAUGGAAGCUUUUGCGCCUCUUCCGAUAAACUUAUUUGCAGAUUCUGAUCAAAGUAAUGGAGGCGGUAGUAAUAGAAUCAACAAUAGGGAUGAUGAGGCUGCUGCCUAUUUUUCACUUUCACAAUUUGAUUUCGAACUGCAACAACAGGCACAAGCGGCCUUACUUCAACAGAAUUUAUGGCAAGAUUUCGAUAAAUACCUACCAAUGGAUAGUCAGCCUUUCAAUCCAAUGAGUAACAACUUGAAUAUAGACACUACUACUACCAUGACGAAUAGCAGUAGAAGUCAAAAUCUCAACAAUAACGCAAAUAUUUUAUUAAGGAGCAGAGAAGCUGAGUCUAUCUUUACAACACCAACUACAGCAACAUCUGCUGCCGCUAGUACAGCUCAAUCUACGAACAGUAGUGAUUAUUUCAAUAUACCUUCCGCCAAUAAUACACCAUUGCUUUAUGAGCCCUUAAAAGAUUUAUUACCACCGAAUGCUCAACAACCUAUUGUGGUAUCUCAGCAUCCAUCCGUUGUAUCAACAAAUUCUAACUUUAUCGAAAAUAAUAAUAUCGUAACCACCGGAAAUUCUUCUACCCUGCCGCCGCAACCAACAAAUUGGGUUACUAAAGAAAUUGAUAAUAGCAAAGCCAAACAGGAUUAUGCUAGUCCAGAAUCCCUACCUUAUUCUCCACCUCAGAAUAUGCAAUCCACAAUGUCUUUGUCGCCCCCUUUGCCCAAUUCAAAUCAACAAGCUAUAAGCUUCUUCCAAUUCCCCGAAUCAGCAUCACCCACUUCCGAAAGUAAUAAGCCAACCACAACUGCAGCAUCUGUUAUUGAUACAUCUACGAGUUCUAUUGCUGCUAUACCUGCUGCACAGAACCAUACAACAAUACCAACAACUUGGAAUCCAUCAGUAACAGUGAAUUCGUCCACAGAAGGAACGCAAGCCAAACUCCCCAUUCAACGCUUAAAAUACAAUAACAGUCAAACUAAUGGUGGCAGUUUCAACGUUGGAACGAACAACAGUCAACCUACUUCAGGGCGUCAACAAAAGAAGACGGCCCACAAUGCCAUUGAGAGACGCUAUCGUAAUAACAUUAAUGAUCGAAUUGCUGAAUUAAAGAAUGCCGUACCCGCUCUUCUUUAUGCGAAAGUGAAAGAUAAUUCCAGCCGUUCCUCGAACAAUGUAAACAACAAGCGGUCUCAUAAAGGUGUCGACGACGAGGAUGAUGAUGCUGAGGACGGCGAAGAGUAUUUAGAUGGCGUGGCUGUUGCCACCAAACUUAAUAAAGCCACUAUCCUCCGAAAAGCGACUGAGUAUAUAAUUCAUUUGAAAAAGACAGGAGAAGAUCUUCGACAAGAAAAUCAAACUUUACAACAAAUCCUUAAGCAAUUACCGGGCGGCGCCGAAGUUCUGCAACAAUACCUGAGUCAAAAGGAGCAGAGAGAAAAGAUGCUUCAAAAACAGCAAUUGCUCGAAAGAGAGAGUCAAAAGCAGCAAACUGCUCAACAGCGUAGAGCAGCUAGUAGAAAACGUACCAAGUAUAAUAUUACACGUGAGCAAGAUGAAUAUGAUUCAUCAUCGAGUAGAUCUUCGUCGACAGAUCCAGAAACUCCACCUGUUGCUUCGAAUAUUUCGAACCGAGUGUUUAUGGCUUUGUUUAUGUGUAUUACUUUCUUCUCCACAUCACCUUUAACGAGUGGUGGAUCCAGUUAUUCUGAGCAAUAUCGUAAUCAUCACCAUACGUCUAAAGCAAACAGAAUACCCAGUGAUAACAACAAUAAUCCUUUAAAUCAAGCUUCUACAACAGCGAACAGCUUUAAUGCUACACAUAUCUCAUCUUUACAACAGCAAUCCACAUUAAGCUCCUUCUUCAGCAUCAAUGAUGGAUGGUCCACGCUACGUAAUGUUGUUUUCAUCAUUUGCAUAAUUCAAGUCUUUUUACCAUAUAUCAAGUCGAUGUUAAACUCUUCCUUUAGACUAAAGCGUGUUCAUGCAUCAAAGACUAAAAACAAAAAGUUCAGAAGAGGAGGACUUAUGGAAGAAAAAGUCAAAACGGCAGGCGAACUGAAAUGCGAGAAGAUUUACUCGAUACUUGCCAAGUCUUUAAGGGCCGAAGGGGAAUUGGUGAUUGGAAACUCUUCCGUGAUCUUCUUACACUUCAUGAAAGAGUGUAUUUUGUUAGUCUGCCAUCAUUUGUUCGGUUUUGAUGUCGUAAUAGGCGGAAAUACGCGCAAUGUUGAGACAACACCUGAAGAAGCAUUGAAUCGAGUUUGUAUGUGGAUUAAAUUGAAUGAAUUGAAAUGCGUUGGUGGAGACGGUGGAUCAUCCCAGGCUCCCAACCGUUUAUCAAUGGUUUAUUCUUGUUUCCGCAUGAUCAAUUCGGUUGAUACUUUAAGCAACGACGAAAAUGAUCUGGACGAAAAUGAUCUGGACGAAAAUGUAAUUGCUCAACUCUACUCUCGUGCUUAUGCAACCGCUGCAUUUCAAAUGUCUCUCGUGUUACCCAAUAAGCUCGCUCACCGUCUUAGUCGCUAUUUCUGGUCUUGUGCUGUGACUAACAGUAAAUGUUUCGAUGGUGGUGAUCUGCAUUUGAUAGAAGGAAGUGAUGCUAUGACAGAGCAAAGUGAUAUGUGGAUGCAAUCUUUUUCUUGGGUUGAUCCUGAUCUGUAUGAAGAUGACAAUGGUGCUGUAGUGUAUGAUGUCUACAACAGCCAAGCUUGGAUUGAAACUUGUGAAAUUAUACGAAAUCAAUCAAACUGCGUGUCAUCUGCCAAAAAAUUCUCUCUUUCGAAUCUUUCUCUUUCUUACAAUGCCCCUGUAACCGUUCCAAUGGCUAUCUUGUCGAAUUUACACUUAUUGGAUAAUCUUCGUAUUCAAUUUGAUAAAUUGGUUGUAAUGUUUGCUUGUCAAGAUGAGGACGACGUUGACGACAUUGCCCACAGUAAUAGCAAUGUAACCGCUUUUCUUGAUAUCAUACUAUUAACCGAAGCAACGACUGAUGAGAGCAUGGAUAAUGAUCAACGCUUGGUUAAUUGGUUAGCGACAGUUGGUCUUCUAUCAGAAUGUCUUUGGCGGGACGAGUUAGAAGAAGUUGAAAAACACCUCUCCUCCCUGAUUCAUCGUAUUCCUCGAUGCAUGACAUGCAGCGCCUCUUCUAAUGCCCAAAAAGAACUUUUAAAUCAUUUGGAUGAAACACUUAAAAAAUAUAUGAUUCAUAUUCUUGUGGGCUCCACUCUUUUACGAAACAAAGAUCCACAAAAGCAAAAGCAAGGUUUAGAAGAACUAGAAAAUGGCGAAGCACUCCGUAUACCCAUCCGUAAACUUCAGGCCAAAUUACGCUCCUCGUUUACUGAUAAUGGGGAAGCAGUAGCUGGGAACGAUUUUAAUAGAAGCCUGGAAGAUACUGUGAUGAUACAAGCCGAAUUUGCAGUAGCAUUUUUAAGUUUAGAAUCAUGGAUGCGUGCCCUUGACAUCUUAGGAAGUGAUGAUAACACAAUAGCCACAACAACGGAAAAAAUUACUGUUUAUGAAGAGCGAAUCAACGAAAUCACUUUGUAUUUGCGCCGUUUAAUUGGAUGUCCAGCUUUACAGAAUGUGCCUGAGAACGUCAUUAUUGUAGAUAAUCUAAGCAGACUAAACCGUUUUAUAACAUAUCUUGGCGAUGCAGACUCUGCCUGUAAUCUUUCAGAAGAUGACGAUAAUGAGGAUGACGACGGGGUUUUUAAAAUGAAUGAAGAUGACAUACUUGUAUCUACUGCAUCAAAGAGAGCAAACAAUGGGUACCAAUCACCAGCCAAGAUAGCUGAAAAAGCUCAACAUAUACUUCGUGGGCAUGUGUGAAGUUUUUGUUAGUAGUUACCUUCAUUGAUCUUAUUUAUAUCGAUUUAACCUAUAAGAUUGAACGUCUUGCGUUAUAACAUACCUCUAUCAACUAUAUAUUAUUUAUAUUCAUUUAGCCAUAUUUAUUUUUGCUAAACUAGUACUGUAUAAAAUAGCUUCUGCUUUUAUUUGUUGCCUACUCUAAGCUGGAUUGCUCUUCUCUUUUAAUUGGCUUCAAUAAUUCGUUUCGUAAGCUUUUAGAACAGUUAUCGUAACGGCUCAAUCAAAUGGGAAAGAGGCAAUUCGCCUCCAUGACCAAUGACAAGGGCUCACUUUUGGCAAUAAAGCAUUGAUAACUAAAUUUGUGUUACCUUGGCAAAAAAUUUUAUUCGUAUAUAGCUUUUCGGGAUGGUUAACGAACAAUUAUACCAUC
Messenger RNA from Mycotypha africana, 4274 nucleotides. RefSeq lists its product as uncharacterized. The record is from RefSeq and is a predicted model, not a curated record. Bases 32 to 3862 code for a protein of 1276 amino acids. Gene Ontology annotation, molecular function: protein dimerization activity. The transcript is spliced from 3 exons. NCBI's taxonomy places the organism in Eukaryota, Fungi, Mucoromycota, Mucoromycetes, Mucorales, Mycotyphaceae.